Messenger RNA from Labeo rohita (rohu), 3016 nucleotides. RefSeq names its product ganglioside induced differentiation associated protein 1-like 1 (gene gdap1l1). The coding region runs from base 376 to 1467 and encodes 363 amino acids. Lineage: Eukaryota; Metazoa; Chordata; Actinopteri; Cypriniformes; Cyprinidae. The record is from RefSeq and is a predicted model, not a curated record. The transcript has 7 exons.
GUGUGUUGAGGCAUGUUGAAGCUAAACUCUGCAGGACACCGGCCCUCCAGGACAGAGUUUGGACACCCUUGCUUUAGAGCAGAGGUCUCAAACUCAAUUCCUGGAGGGCCGCAGCUCUGCAGAGUUUAGCUCCAACCAGCUCCAAUUCACACCUGCUUGGAAGUUUCUAAUGAUCCUGAAGACCUUGAUUAGCUAGAUCAGGUGUACUUGAUUAGGGUUGGAGCUAAACUGUGCAGAGCUGUGGCCCUUCAGGAAUUGAGUUUGAGACCAGUGCUUUAGAGGAACCAUAGAAAUAAAAUACCUGUCCUUUUAAUUACAAAAAGGAGGGAUUUUUUACCUAUUGCAAAUCUUUUUUGUUUCCGAAAGCUGGGACCUAUGCUCAACGAGCCACAGGAUGCCGCUAAAUUGCAAUGCAAUUUUGGGUUUCUGAUGGACUGCAAGGGGCUUUCUGAAGUGUUCCUAAACAACCAAUACAACUGCAUGAAGGUUUCUGCUGCCCCCACUAGGUCUGGAGCUGAUGAAUGCAAGUUGAUCGAAAAUACUGAGGUGCGUCUGGUGAUCAAUGAGAAAGGGUUGCUGUGUGAAGAACGGGAUGUCAGUCUGCCUCUCACUGAGCACAAGGAGCCUUGGUUCAUGAGGCUCAACCUAGGGGAGGAAGUGCCGGUUUUCAUCCACGGAGACACGAUCGUCAGUGACUACAACCAAAUUAUUGAUUAUAUAGAGACCAACUUUAUCGGAGACACAGUAGCCCAGCUGAUUCCAGAUAAAGGAACUCCCAUGUAUGCAAGGGUACAGCAGUACCGCGAGCUGCUGGAUGGGCUGCCCAUGGAUGCUUACACACAUGGAUGCAUCCUGCACCCUGAACUCACAACUGACUCCAUGAUCCCAAAGUACGCCACUGCUGAAAUACGUAGACAUUUGGCCAAUGCAGCAUCUGAACUGAUGAAGUUGGACCAUGAGGAACCCCAGUUGACAGAACCAUACCUCUCCAAGCAGAAAAAACUCAUGGCGAAGAUCUUGGAUCACGACAAUGUGAACUACCUGAAAAAAAUUCUUGGUGAGUUGGCAAUGGUGCUAGACCAGGUAGAGGCAGAGCUGGAAAAAAGAAAACUGGAAUAUCAAGGUCAGAAAUGUGAAUUAUGGCUUUGUGGACCUACUUUUACACUAGCUGAUAUUUGUCUUGGAGCCACAUUGCACAGGCUCAAGUUCUUGGGACUCUCAAGGAAAUACUGGGAGGACGGGAGCCGGCCGAACCUGCAGUCGUUUUUUGAGCGGGUGCAGAAGCGUUACGCUUUCCGCAAGGUGCUGGGGGACAUCCACACGACCCUGCUCUCUGCGGUUCUACCCAAUGCAUUCCGAAUGGUAAAAAAGAAGCCGCCGUCCUUCUUUGGCGCGUCCUUCCUAAUGGGCUCUCUCGGGGGGAUGGGCUAUUUUGCCUAUUGGUUUUUAAAAAAGAAAUACAUGUAGUGAAUGUGCUCUUGUAGUGUUUUGUGUAUGUGUAUCUGUGUGACGUUCGAACUUUUCGGUAACACUGUUUUACGAGAGCAGGAAAAACAAGACAAUAUUACAGAGAUUAACACUAUUACUUACUUGGGUGAAUAAUUAAAUAAAUAUAUAAUGAGAACAUUCCAAGACUAGGAAUUCUACUUAACAGCACCUUCUCUGGUAAUGAAUGCCUUCAUGAUUUAUUUACUUUUUUUAUGAUUUACUGGUUUAUUUUGUUCAUAUUAGGCUUGCAUACACCAUAACUAUGUUGUGUUGUUCUGUCCAGAUUAUAAACACUACACAUUCAGCCAUUUAGGACACCUGUAGGUUAAUUCGGUUAUAUGAUACAGCACAACGGCCCAAAAUAAUGUUUAUUAAUUAAUUCAUAUUUUGCAUUAUUAAUGGGUUUCAAAACACUUUUCACUUCUAAUUUAAAGAAACUCAAAGUGAUCAGACUAUUCUGCAAAACUUAACAUUUAGUCAUUCACUUUUUAGUGCAGAUCACAGAUGAAACACUUUAUUAGCAACACAUUGCUGUUAGCAUGAAAACUUUCUGGUCUGAAACUGUUUGCUCUGGCAUUUAAUGAGAAGAAUCAGUGAUUGCAAACAUUUUACAGGCCUACAUUUUCGGAAUAUUACACUUUACCAAGAAUGCAAAAACACUGAGAACAGAAUGUUCCUCAUAAGACUGCCAAUCUGAGCAUUUUCUUUCCUAUUUAAUUGUAUUCUUUCUCUUUGUUUUAUCACUAGCAAAGUCGUCCAAAGUCUACUGAGUCACAUGAUGAGAAAUGGAGGUGGUAUAGAAAUGUGAAUGUAAGUGUAAAAGAUACUGCGAUGUUUAAUAUGAAAGCAAGCACGCUUGAUAUUCAAUAGAAAAACUAGACUUUUACUCAAAAUCAAAUGGUCACCUAAACUAGUAUAUCCAUUUUAAGCAUGCCACUGUUAAUUUAAUGGGUUUAUAACCAAAGACAAUGAUAGGUUUCUUUCUUUAUAAGUUCAUUUGUACAUUAAACUCAACUUGACUUAGAAAAAAACUGUGAGACAACAUUAAAUCUUUGCCAUGCAGUGAACACAAGAAUAUAACUGAAUUCUAUACACUGUAUGAGAGUUCUAUACCACCUCACACACAAGCCAUAUACAAUGGUGAAGAUGCAUACUCUUAUGAUUUAAUUUUAUGUACUGCUGUUAGUCAUUUUCAAUAUUAUAACAACAAAUGUAUAGUACAGUGUCUGAGAUUAUUAUCGCAGCACUUCAAAAAUCAAAAAAGUACUUAAUCUGGAAUGUUUGUUAUAAAUUGCGAUAAGUGGCGAGCCCUACUCUAAAACGGAAUGACUGGGAGUUAAAGUAAUACAUGAGAAAUAUAUUGAUGUCUGUGGUCAUUAGACUUCACAAUAGAUUUUUUUAUUUUGUAAUUUUUAUUUUUAUAUUUUUAAAAUAUGCAUUUAUUUACAGUGCUUUCUAAGAUGUUUGUUCAUGAGCCUUAAUUUGUUCAGUUGCCAUCGAUUUCAAUAAAUGAAAAUGCUUACAUUAA